AUGGACGUGAAUUCAAACGAGACGGAAAGCGGUGGAGGGCAUUUAACUCUAACACGACCCUACGCUGAUAAACAAGGGGCAGUUAGCCUUGCACAUUCAUUAUUCGGUCUUCGUAUUUCAGACUUUUCAAAAGUCAAGGAAUUUAUCAGUUAUGACGACCGGAAUUUCUAUUUGAAAGGUGUUCUGCCAAGCCAAGAGAGCAAAGAAGGGAAUUCCAGUAAAGAUGAAUUCGUGUUGAAGAUAUUAAACCACGUCGAUUCACAAAACAUUUCAUAUAUCAAUGCACAAAACGUGCUUUUGCUUUAUUUGAAAGAACAUGGCUUCGUUUGCCCGGUUCCAAUGAAGUCGUUAAGUGGUGAACUAACAAUGGAAUGCCAGUUGUCCUCUUAUGGUUUAAGUGGCAGUGAAGAAAACGCGAAAGAACAGGGGCUGCCUCCAAGAAUUAAUGCUGUUCGACUUUUGAGCUACGUGCCUGGAAAGCUUCUCAAAGAUGUUCGUUGCACAAAAGAUCUUCUCUUCAGUCUGGGUCGUUACACAGCAAAGAUAAAUAAGGUUUUGAAGGUAAAAUCCGUUUCUUGUACGCAAUGCGAUUGGCCAUAUAGUUAUCGCAGAUGAAAUCAAAACAUUGAUUCCCUCGUGCAUACAGAGCAUUUAAAAGGCAAUGCUCAUACUUACCCAAGUACUAGUGCCUUAUAGGUACCAGCACAAAUUGGUGUUGUAUUUACACCUCGAGUGACCGUAAGGGCAUUGUUCACACUUACCUAAGUACUAAUGCCUAGGUACCAGCACAAAGUGGUGUUGUGUUCAAACCUUGGGUACCCAAUGUAUAACUGAGGGCAUUUUUGCCCUACUUUGCUUGUUAGAGGCUACUUUAAAAUGUCACCGAUGGGUAUACAAAGCAGUGGAUUGCUUUUAAGUAGAAAACGUGGGUAUACAGGGCAUUGGUGGUACUUAACAACAACAACAUCAUAAGCUUUAUUUACAUGAUUAUAAUUAUGUAGUUACAGUAUUGCAAAAGCUUUAAUGCAAUGCAAUGAUUACCACAGUCAAUCAAUUUGAUGACAAAUUAGUACGUAAAUCAUUACAUAAUGAGACAAAUUUCAACAAACGUGAAUAUACGGAAAAUUCUGUGAAUUCAUCAAUUUAAUUAUUAAUUCUGUGUAAGAUAGCUGAUUAAAGUCGACAAAAGUUUGUUGGAUUUGAUUGUAGAAUUUCUCCCUUGGGAUUAAAUAUAUUGGACAAUGAAAGAGAAAAUGAAAUUCGUUUUCAAUUGACCACUCCAGAAAAUACCAUAACAUACCAUAAAGCACUUUCUUUGUCACCCCAAAAUUUUGCAUAAGCAUUGUUUUCAGUUUCUCUUGGGGCCAUUUUAACUCCCAAGAAAAAUUGAAGACAAUGCUUAUGCCAAAUUUUGGGGUGGCAAACAAAGAGCAUUAUGGUAUGUUAUGGUAUUUUCUGGAGUGGUCAAUUAUUUCAGAGUUACAAAUAGGGCAGAAUCUAUCGAUGCGGGAAGUUUGAUUAUAUCUUCCAGUUUCAAUCAUGAGUUUGUGGUUACUUAUGCGAGUUUUCACUAAGUCUUUCCUAUUGGUUGAAUUUCUAAUUAAGUCUCGAUUCACUUGAAAUUUUAUAAUUAUGUUUUAAUAAGCUGUAAAAUUGCAGUUUCUUAGAAUGAUGGAUCAAUAUAAAGUGAUCUUGUGUACAUUGGGCACUGUCACCUAGCCGAAAAUCAUUAUUUUAGGCAAGUACAGGUGUAGUGGUGCCGUUUUCUAUGGUUGGACAGCUUAUGUUUAUUACACAACGCUAUACUCCUUGUAGCGAACCAUUUAUGCGAAUUUAUUGGGCAGAUUUUUGAGAAAAGAGGGGAAAUCAGAAUAAGAGACAGAUGUGCAUGAGGGAAAAGAGUCAGUUGAAUACAGNAAGUCGACAAAAGUUUGUUGGAUUUGAUUGUAGAAUUUCUCCCUUGGGAUUAAAUAUAUUGGACAAUGAAAGAGAAAAUGAAAUUCGUUUUCAAUUGACCACUCCAGAAAAUACCAUAACAUACCAUAAAGCACUUUCUUUGUCACCCCAAAAUUUUGCAUAAGCAUUGUUUUCAGUUUCUCUUGGGGCCAUUUUAACUCCCAAGAAAAAUUGAAGACAAUGCUUAUGCCAAAUUUUGGGGUGGCAAACAAAGAGCAUUAUGGUAUGUUAUGGUAUUUUCUGGAGUGGUCAAUUAUUUCAGAGUUACAAAUAGGGCAGAAUCUAUCGAUGCGGGAAGUUUGAUUAUAUCUUCCAGUUUCAAUCAUGAGUUUGUGGUUACUUAUGCGAGUUUUCACUAAGUCUUUCCUAUUGGUUGAAUUUCUAAUUAAGUCUCGAUUCACUUGAAAUUUUAUAAUUAUGUUUUAAUAAGCUGUAAAAUUGCAGUUUCUUAGAAUGAUGGAUCAAUAUAAAGUGAUCUUGUGUACAUUGGGCACUGUCACCUAGCCGAAAAUCAUUAUUUUAGGCAAGUACAGGUGUAGUGGUGCCGUUUUUUAUGGUUGGACAGCUUAUGUUUAUUACACAACGCUAUACUCCUUGUAGCGAACCAUUUAUGCGAAUUUAUUGGGCAGAUUUUUGAGAAAAGAGGGGAAAUCAGAGUAAGAGACAGAUGUGCAUGAGGGAAAAGAGUCAGUUGAAUACAGAUCGGGUUAAGCACUCUUUUUAGCUUAGACGGUUAGCUUUCAAUAUCGUAAUGAUCAAUUCCAUGAUUAGCUUCUGUCGGCUGUGAGCCCUUGAUGGUGUAGUGGGUACGAAUGUGGAUUAUACAUCAAAUCACGCGGGUUCAAGUCCUACAUACCCCCUACUGUUUUCUUUCAUUUUCUUUCUUCUCUUAUUUACUACUUUAAGUUAAAAGCCCGAGACUCCUAUCAUGAAUUUUAGUAAAGAUGAUAAUUUGAUUUUGGGGUAUCCAUUCUAGUCACAACCGUUUUCUAUGCAAAGCCAUUUGAAUGGUACCCAGUCGCUUCUCAGUAUUCGCGUUGUGAUCAUUGGAAGGAUUUAGGGAGUUCGAGAUGCAUCAAGCUAGGAAGAAGGGAGGAAGAAAACCGCCUUUGCGCCUAUCAAUUUUCCUUUUCAAAUUCCUUUGCGAAAAUAAAUCGACUGAGUAUAUACGAGUCUGGUUGAAUUAUCAAAUUAUUGUACCCUUAACAAAUCUAAUAUUUCAAUAACUGGCAAUAGGUAGUGUCAAAAGAAAACCCAUUCAAGGCGGGGAGAGCCUUCUUUGUCUAUCACAGAUAAAAAAAAAAGGGAAAUGUGGAUGAGACUAUGUAACAACUGGAAAUUUCUUUCUUUGCGUCUGCUUCCCAUAAUCGACCCACCAACCCCCAUCUCUGUAAUAUAACUAGCUCCACCUUGUCCCUCCUCAUUUUAGAUUUGAAUGUUGGGUAGCCUAGGGAGCAAGCUUUCCUGGGACUACGGAGGCCGCCCCACCGCCAGAGCGCCACUGUGAGCUUGCUCAGGGGCUGGAGGUUGGGGUUCGAACCUGGUAGGGUCGCCAUAGUUAUUUUUUCAAUUAGUACCCGGAUCUUAACGUCAGGUGGUAAUACUGCUACAGGUAGGUGAUUUAUAGGCUACAAAAACUGGUGAUGAAAUAUCAUGUGAGUAAUGCGGUUGUUCUCUUUAUCCAGAGUUUUCAACAUGCUGGCCUUAGUGAUCUAGUGAAACAAGAAUGGGACUUGGCUCAGUUAAAUAUCCUUGAAAGAUACAUAUCUGUUGCAAGCCAUGAUUCUUCUGAAUUGGAACUUCUUCAACAUGUCUACAACAAGUUUGUCAAUGGAGUCAUCCCAAAACUUGGUGAUCUAGAUAAACAGGUUAUCCAUGGUGACCUCAAUGAUAAGAACAUACUUGUCCUCCCAAAUCGGCGUGGUAAACGUCAUACAAUAAGCUUUCUUGAUUAUGGGGAUACCUCAGAUUCUUACAGAGUGUUUGAAGUUGCGAUUUGCAUGAUGUACAUGAUAAUGCUCCGAGUCGAACAAGGUGAUUCACAUGAGGAAGCCAUCAGAUCUGCCGGCCACUUGUUGAGAGGUUAUCAAAGUGUUUACAGCCUCUCUCCCUCUGAGCUUGACCUUUUGUAUUGGUCAGUUGCUGCCAGGUUUUUCCAAUCGAUUGUGAUUGGAAUGUACAAACAGUCCCUUGAACCAGAGAAUAUAUACUUAAGCCAAACUUGCCAAUUAGGAUUAAGCAUCCUCUCUUCGUAUAUUUCUGCCCCUGAAAAAGAAAUCCUUAAUUCUUGGCUGUCAACUGACAUGCUUGGUCCAGUGCAUUUCAAGUAA
Molecule: messenger RNA, 4286 nt
Organism: Porites evermanni
Lineage: Eukaryota; Metazoa; Cnidaria; Anthozoa; Scleractinia; Poritidae
Source: the annotation of a GenBank genome assembly